Molecule: messenger RNA, 3933 nt
Organism: Syzygium oleosum
Lineage: Eukaryota; Viridiplantae; Streptophyta; Magnoliopsida; Myrtales; Myrtaceae
Product: disease resistance protein RUN1-like
Exons: 4
Coding region: 234-3770 (1178 amino acids)
Biological process (GO): defense response; signal transduction
Molecular function (GO): ADP binding
Source: RefSeq, a predicted model, not a curated record
UUCUUGCUUCUGAAUUGAAAUUUCCUCAGACAUUUUCUCUUGGGCAUUGAAAUUUCCACCACACGAAAGCAACGACUACAGGCGCGUGGUUACUGUUCCCAUUCGAUGAAUUAUCAGCCCCCACGGGUAAUUCAAUGAAUUGCCAUACCUACACAGUAGGCAACAAGAAGGCAUUUUGGUCUUCUUCCCGGUCAGACAGGAGAAAUUGAGGCCAGAAUCAGAGCAAAGAAGAAAUGCAUCUUCCCAUUUUUGAGCACUCUUUCGCCGUACUCGUGACACCGAUCCUUCUCUUGUUUCUCGUGUUCAAUCUCCUCAUAAAGAAGAAAAGUGUCCGUAGAGAUGGAGAAGAUAGUGAUACUGGCGUAUCUGGUUCGCCAACUGUGCUGACAGAAACUAAUUCCAGUGCAUCUAGUUCGUCGACUGCGCCGACUGGAAACCACUAUGACGUGUUCUUGAGCUUUAGAGGCCCAGAUACUCGAGAAGGCUUCACUGAUCACCUCUACCACGGACUCGUCGAUGCUGGAAUUCGUGCUUUUAGAGAUGAUAACGAACUCCGCCAAGGCGAGCAGAUCGGUCCGGAUCUUUUGGCAGCCAUCAUGAACAGUAAGAUCUCAAUCCUCAUUAUCUCCGUGAAUUAUGGUUCUAGCAAAUGGUGCCUUGAUGAACUGGUUCAAAUAAUGGAGUGCAAGAAUAAUAACACAAGGCAUUUAGUCUUGCCUAUAUUCUACAAAGUGGCACCAACUCACGUGCGACAUCAAAUCGGGAGUUUUGGAGACGCAUUUCGUACGCGUGAGAAGCGUUUCAACUCAAAGACUAUGGAGAAAUGGAAGCAAGCACUCAAAGAAGUUAGUGACUUAAAAGGAUGGGAAGCCAAAGGGUACGAAGGAGAAUUAGUGAAAAAGGUUGUCCAAAAAGUGUUAAGCGAGUUAAAGAAAGAGUUUGAGUUGGUUAUUCCUGAAAAUUUGGUUGGAAUUGAUAGUCAUGUGGAUAAGGUUAUGGAAUUUGUAGAUAAGAAGUUUAGUGCUACCCUAUCUGUUGGAAUCCAUGGAAUGGGAGGGAUUGGUAAGACAACUCUUGCUAAAACUAUCUAUAACAAGCUCUUCCAUCAAUUUGAGUAUCACAGCUUCAUUGCGGAUAUUAGGGAAUCAUGUAAGCGUAAUGGUCUUGAGUACUUGCAAAAUCAGUUAAUCACCGAUAUAUUGAAGCAAAAAGAUCAAGUUCAUAAUAAAGAUGAAGGGAUUAAGUUCAUCUCGUCCAAGUUUGAAGGUAAGAAAGUCCUCAUCCUUCUUGAUGAUGUGGAUGAUGAUGAUCAGUUGAAGGCUUUAGCUGGAAAUCAUAAUUGGUUUUCUUCUGGGAGUAGGAUCAUCAUUACAACCAGAAACAAGACUAUUCUUGACAAUGCUCGGGUGGAUCACAACUAUGAACAUAAGGAAUUGGAUAUGAAUCAAUCUUUGAUUCUAUUUUGUAGACAUGCUUUUAGAAGGGACACUCCUCCUAGUGAAUUUGAGGAAGACACUCAUAAGAUUGUAUCCUCCACCGGAGGGCUUCCCUUAUCUCUUGAGGUUUUAGGUUCAUUCCUAUGUGGGAAAAAACCAAUACUGUGGCGCGAUACGAUAAACAAGUUACAAAAAGUCCCUCAUAAGAAAGUGCGAGAAAAGUUGAGGAUAAGUUACGAAGCAUUAGAGCAUGGACAAAAACAAAUAUUUUUGGAUAUAGCUUGCUUUUUCAUUGGCACCGAUGGAAGAAUUGCAUCCUACAUGUGGGACACUUGUGGCUUUUUCCCAUAUGAGGGAAUUGAAGUAUUGAGAUUUAUGUCAUUAAUAAAAGUUGGAGAUGAUCAUGAGCUCAGAAUGCAUGACCAAUUGAGAGAUCUUGGUAGGGAAAUCGUUCGUGAGGAAAACCAGCAGGAACCUCAGUACCGUAGUAGGUUAUGGGACUCCCAAGAAGUCCUCAAAGUGCUAAAGAGAAAUAAGGGAACAGAAAAGAUUCAAGCCAUUUAUCUGAGUAAAGGCACUUCAGAAUGCUCUGGCAAAAUAGCUGACCAAGAUGAUAUCCACACAGGCGAACAAUUUAAGAAUUUAACAAGUCUAAGGUUCCUUCAAGUGAGUGGGGCACAUUUUAGUGGAGAUUUUAAGAACUCUACCGAGGAGUUAAGAUGGCUUCGAUGGUGGAAUUGUCCCUCGACUUUUGAAGCAAACAAUUUUCAUGUAAGGGAAUUAGUUGUACUCGAUUUGUUGAGAAGCAAGAUUUCAGAUGAAUGGCGAGGAUGGAGUUCCAUCAUGAUGGCAAACAAGCUAAAAUUUCUUGACCUUACAGAAUGUCUAUCUUUAAAAGGAACUUUCUUCCUCUCAGCUUUUACAAAUUUAGAGGUUCUAAUCCUCCAUGGUUGUGAGGAACUGGAGCAAAUUGACUCUUCAAUCGGAGACAUGAAGAGUCUGGUACGCUUGGACUUGGGGUUUUGUAGGAUGCUCAAGGAGCUGCCUGCAGAAAUGGGUAAAUUAGAAGCAUUACAGCAACUCUUUCUAGAAUAUUGUCCUAAAAUUUCUAUAGUACCAGACAGUAUAGGGGCUCUGCAGAAUCUAGAAAUUCUAGAUAUGAGAAGAAGUGGGAUAAAAGAAUUGCCAGAUAGUAUAGGGGCAUUGCAGAAUCUAAAAAUUCUGGAGAUUGGAGAAACUACGAUAAAAGAAUUACCAGAAAGUAUAGGUGCCUUGCGGAAUCUAGAAAUUCUGAAGAUUAAUGACACUCAGCUAAAAGAAUUACCGGAAAGUAUAGGGGCCUUGCAGAAUCUGGAAAUUCUGUAUGUUGGUUGGACAAGGUUAAAAGAAUUACCUAAUGGUAUUGGAAGGCUGACAAAGCUCCGAGAGCUAGAUGUUGCAUGCUCAGAUAUUUUUGAAGUUCCAAAAUGCAUCGGUAAUCUUUCUUCCCUACAAAGGCUGGAGUUUCAUCGUUGUAAGAAGCUCCAAUUGCUACCAGAACUUCCUUCCAGCUUAACGAGUUUGAGCGUCACCUGUCAAAGUCCUAGAUUGCCUUCACUUUCCUACCUGACCCAUCUCAAGAAACUACAACUUUGGGAUUGCAAAAUUCUUGAGUGCAUCUCAGAGCUUCCAUCGACACUAUUAGAGCUUUCAGAAUGCUCCCACUUAACAGAUGUUGAAGAAUCAGAAUUACCAAAAUCCGUAAACGCCCCCUUCAAUUUGGAAGAAUUAUUGAUCUCGAAAUGUGAGUUUAUGCAAAUACUGGAUGUUUCACAAUUAAGCCAUUUGAGGUAUUUAUUUGCCAAUAUUUGCUUUAACUUACUUGAAAUUCGAGGUCUUGACAAAUUGAAAUAUUUGGAAACCUUAGUAAUAAAAAAUUGUGCUUCAAUUGAAAGGCUAGACCUUCCAAAAUUCGGGAGUGUAAAGGUAAUAUCUGUUGAAAAUUGCAAAAAAUUAGUCGAAAUUCAAGGCCUUGAUAGAUUGGAGUUCUUGGAAAGGCUGACAAUCCGUGGGUGCAUUUCAAUUGAAAGGUUGGACCUCUCAAAAUCCGCAGAUAUGAAGAAAUUAUAUGUUGAAAACUGCCAAAGCUUACUCGAAAUUCAAGGUCUCAAUAAGUUGGAGCUCUUGAAAGAGCUAGGUAUCUCUGGUUGCCUUUCAAUUCAAAGGCCUAACCUUCCAAAAUCUGAUGGUCUAAAGAUAUUAAAUGCUAAUGAUAUGCAUGCCGCUAGAAAUUCAUGGGGACGUCUCAUAAAAGGGUCAUCAAAGAUUCGGAAAAAAUGGAGUGAAGACAACUAGGAUGAGUCAAAAUAGUCGAGAUGAUCCACAUUUCCUAAGAAUUCACAAAGUAGGUGAGCUAUCUUCUCUUUUGAGAUCUAUCGCCCAUUUUCAUUUGUAUUUUCUGUUCGUAACUUCUUUUAAGAUUUAUUUCAUUUUCAUUUGUACUUCUGGGUUGACGGUG